Staurois parvus is the source of this 357-nucleotide messenger RNA. The record is from the annotation of a GenBank genome assembly. Lineage: Eukaryota; Metazoa; Chordata; Amphibia; Anura; Ranidae.
AUGACAGCCGGGUGCCCAGUGCGCAUGAGCGAGAAGCACUUGCGCUUUGUGAUUGGUCUGGUGGCUUCUGGGAUCUGUCAUGUGUCCCAGGUACCGCCUUGCCAUUCACAAAAAGCACCGCUUCUUGCGCAUGCGCACUUGGCACCCGGCUGUCAUGCCCAGUGCCCACACUACAGAAGCCGGAAGACAGCGCGCCGCUGGAUAGCGGAACAGGUAAGAUCAAAGAACAAAGAAGCAAAGAGCCGCAUUCAUUUUGGCCGGGAGCCACCCCUGGCAUAGCACUAUUGUGGUGGGUCACACAGCCAUCUGCACUCUAUAGAGUUUUUAUGUUCAAAGUUGCACUGGAUCGCAGACCAG